Molecule: messenger RNA, 2509 nt
Organism: Gordionus sp. m RMFG-2023
Lineage: Eukaryota; Metazoa; Nematomorpha; Gordioida; Chordodea; Parachordodidae
Product: spartin-like
Exons: 12
Coding region: 16-1944 (642 amino acids)
Biological process (GO): cell division; negative regulation of BMP signaling pathway
Cellular component (GO): plasma membrane
Source: RefSeq, a predicted model, not a curated record
UCUAAAUUAAUUAGCAUGGAACUAUUAACAGAAAAAUCUGAAUUAAGUAAAGUCACAUCCAUAUAUAAUACCCUUAGAUAUAAUCAUGAUUUAGCCUAUGAUAUAAUUGAUAAAGCUUUAAAAUUAGAUGAAAAUAAAGACUUUCACAAAGCUCUAAUGCUGUAUAGAGAAGGCUUGGUUGUUUUUGGACACACUUUUGCAUUAGAUUUAGCAAUAAUUAAAAAUGCAAAUGAAUAUAUUUUAGCCAAAGAGAUGAUGGAUAAAAUGAAGAUUACACGUAAAGAAACCCUAGAAAGAAUGCAUUAUAUUGAUCAAAUGGUAUCACCAUAUUCAUCUCUCCCACCUGAAUAUGAAGCAAUCAUGAUUAAUUCUGAUAAAAAAAAUGACCAAUCCGAUCAAGCCAGUUCUAGUGAGGAUUACUAUGACCACGAAGGCAAAAAGAUUCCUAAAAUUGUCCAUAAAUCCAAGACAAUUGGUUUGCCCAAUGCCCAAUUACUACUGAACAUUGAAGACGGAGCCCAGCUCUUCUUCAUAGACUCAGAAAAUAACGUUAGCUCCCCCGGUGAAACUUGUGGAUUACAGAUUUUUAAGAUCGACGAGAAAAACAACAACGUGGUCAAUGACAUUUCUCAGGUGCCGGAAGUAAACCUGCACGAUACCCCAGUGGAGGGAGAUGACAUAACAGCUAAAACUAAAAUUGAACCAGCCGUUAGAAGGACAGGUACGGUUCCGCCCACUGUCCUUCAUAUAGGAUCUUGGAUUUAUCCCCUCUUCCCUGGCCAAUCACCCGUACUCAAGGAUUUAAUAGGAGCUUACAUGUUCCCAGAUCUAACGGAUACCUCUGGAAAAUCCUUUGUCGGCUUGGUUCUUUCUUCCACCAUAGACCAGAGCUUACGGCAAGAGUUUGAGACCACCCUGAGUCAACUGGCCCUUUUUAAAAAAAUGGACCCGGAGGAGUACUUGAGGGAAAGAUCACCAACAGGCCGCGAUGAUUCCAAUCUCGGGGAUUUGGUUGUGCCUAAAAAGGAAACCCAGUACGGACCGAUAAUCAGAUCUGAAAAGCCUAUUGUUGAAAUCGGUCGGGGUAGAGUCGGUCCUAGUGAUUACGGCGGAAAAGCGAGCGAGAUCAGCGAUAGAUAUGGAAAACCGGUAGAUAUUGGGAUCGGGGCUCAAACCACCCAGACAGGGGACUUGGGUGACAAGAUUUGCAAGAACAUAGUUUACGGCACUGAAUGGGUCGCUUUAAACGUGCAAUACAUCACUGGUAAAGCCGACGAAUUUAUCCGCACAAAUUCUAAAAAAAUCCAAGACAAGCUGGAACCCACGGCCGAGCCAAUGGAGAUAGGCUCAGUCUAUAGGAGCACUGCCUACAUUGCUCGCAAGACCACGAAAUUGGCCCUGAGAGUCACUCAGUAUUCUGUUAAGAAGUUUGGUAACAUAACGGUCAGCAUGGCGAAAUUUUUGGCCCCGUACAUUAGAAAGUCUACUGUUUUGAUACCCCAAUCCUUAGUUCCCCGAGAGAAAGCUGAUCACGCAAUUGAUCAAAUGCUAGACAUCGCUGAACAGUCCAUCAUAGGUAUAAGUACGGUAUUUUUGAGCCUGGAAAUGGCCGGAACAGCCUUAGCUUCUAGUUUAGCAGACGAAACGGUACGCAUUGUGCAAUACAAAUUUGGACAUAAGGCCGGUAGCCUUACCCAAGACGCCCUGGUUGCAGCUACAAACAUGGCCAAAGUUGGAUAUAACCUUAACAGUUUUGGUCCUAAAGCUAUUAUGUUUAAUACGGCUCGGAAAUCCGGUGUCGCUUUUGUCGAAGGAAUACGUGGAUCAGAUCAUCUAGUUCAGGAACGCAUUGAGAAGGAAAGGGCUAUACGAGAUCAUUUUGAAAAGCAAAAGGAGGCCAGAGAUCGUAGAAAUUUGGUCGAUGGGAUCAAAUAUAAUAAUUGAUCAUUUGAGAUGGGACAUGAUAGGAAUAGGCAAUAUAUGAUGCUUAAUUUCUAGGACGUUUCUGGCUAAAGUAUCACGUCAUUAAAGGAAUAAAAAAUCGAGGGGAAAAUAUAUGUAAUUUUAAAUUGUUUUGUUUGUUAUUUAUAUAAUGACCACCUUAUUAUUUUAUUUAUAAAUGGGAUUUAUUAAAAACUUAAUCUCAUGAUGCAAUUUUUUUAAUUUCUAUACACUAUUUUACUAUAAUAUAUUAGUUUAUAUAUAAUAAUUUGUAUAUAACAUAAAAAUAAUAUAAAGAGUAUAAUCGUUAACAAUCAAUACAUUUAAUUUAAUUUCAAUAACUAGUAUUAUUAUGUAACGUUGAUUUUUUAAUUUUUUUUAAGCUCAACCGAAUUUGGCAUACUCAUAUUUAAAUACUAAUCAUUAUAAUUUUAACAAAAUUUUUAUGUUAUACUUAUAUUAUUAUUGUUUUAUCACGCAAAUAUUAUUGAACCUUAUAUAAUUAGUUAAAAAUAUUUAUUUAAAUUAUUUUAUUCUUACAAUACUACGCAUUAUAAUCUGUAUCAAU